Messenger RNA from Pseudopodoces humilis (Tibetan ground-tit), 1715 nucleotides. It is a transcript of the gene PTPN2, whose product is annotated as protein tyrosine phosphatase non-receptor type 2. The record is from RefSeq and is a predicted model, not a curated record. NCBI's taxonomy places the organism in Eukaryota, Metazoa, Chordata, Aves, Passeriformes, Paridae. Gene Ontology annotation, molecular function: protein kinase binding; non-membrane spanning protein tyrosine phosphatase activity. Gene Ontology annotation, biological process: negative regulation of ERK1 and ERK2 cascade; peptidyl-tyrosine dephosphorylation; negative regulation of receptor signaling pathway via JAK-STAT. Gene Ontology annotation, cellular component: cytoplasm; nucleus.
CGGGACACCCGGUCGCGAGCGUAUGUGCGCGCCCGCAGCUGCCGUGAGGCGGGGGGCUGCGCGCGAGCGGUCGCGAGUUCGCCGCUCGGCCUGCUGCGGACAGGCUCGCGCGCCCUGGCGGCCGCUGCGGCCACCGCCGCCAUCAUGUCCGCCGCCAUCGAGCAGGAGUUCCAGGAGAUCGACGCCACGAACGACUGGCAGGCGCGUUAUCUGGAAAUCCGACAUAAAUCCAGUGACUACCCUCACAGAGUUGCAAAAUAUCCAGAAAACAGAAAUCGAAACAGAUACAGAGAUGUUAGUCCAUAUGAUCACAGUCGUGUAAAACUCCAGAACACUGAGAAUGACUAUAUCAAUGCCAGCCUAGUGGUCAUAGAAGAAGCCCAGAGAUACUAUAUUUUAACACAGGGUCCACUACCUAAUACAUGUUGCCAUUUUUGGCUAAUGGUAUGGCAACAACAAACCAAAGCAGUUGUCAUGUUGAACAGGAUUGUUGAAAAAGAGUCGGUGAAGUGUGCACAAUACUGGCCAACAAAAGAAGAGGAAGUUAUGGCAUUCAGUGAAACAGGUUUCCGUGUGAGACUAGUGUCUGAAGAUGUCAAAUCGUAUUACACAGUGCAUCUACUGCAAUUAGAAAAUAUCAACAGUGGUGAGUCCAGGAUGAUCUCUCAUUUUCAUUAUACUACAUGGCCAGACUUUGGAGUUCCUGAAUCCCCAGCUUCAUUCCUGAACUUCCUGUUUAAAGUCAGAGAAUCUGGUUCAUUGAGUCCCGAACACGGACCUGCAGUAGUUCACUGCAGUGCGGGAAUAGGACGUUCCGGCACAUUUUCGUUAGUAGAUACUUGUCUUGUUCUGAUGGAGAAAAAAGACCCAUUUUCUGUAGAUAUUAAGAAGGUAUUACUGGAUAUGAGAAAAUAUCGAAUGGGACUUAUUCAGACUCCUGAUCAACUAAGAUUUUCAUAUAUGGCUGUAAUAGAAGGAGCAAAAUUCAUAAUGGGGGAUUCAACUAUACAGAAACGAUGGAAGGAGCUCUCUAAGGAGGACCAAGCACCAAGUUCCGAGCAGUCUCCUCCACACCCAAUCAAAGUAACCACAGAGAAGUACAAUGGGAACAGCAUAGGCCUGGAGAACAAAGAUCAGAUGGAGAAAAUAAACACUGACCUGUCCACUAAAGUUCAAGAUAUCACAGAUGGGAACAUUGAAAAUUCUGUACGAAAACGACUGCGGGAGGAUAGAAGAGCAAACACAGCACAGAAGCUGCAGCAGAUGAAGCAGAAGCUAAAUGAGACUGAAAGAAAAAGAAAAAGGUGGUUAUACUGGAAACCUAUUCUCACUAAGAUUGGGUUUGGUACACUGAUUUUAGCUGGUGCUUAUUCUUGCUGGAAAAUGUAUUUUCAAGAACAUUCCUUGCCGAGACUGACUGACACCUAAGCCUUCGAGACUUGUGAAUAUUCUGCAGCUAUAAACUGCAAAUUAUUGACAUGCAAAGCGAGACAUGACCCCCCUCUUCGGGAACAAAAAGUGAGGUCUGUUAAGUACCAAGAAGACCUCAGUUAUCUGUUUACAGCGUAAACUGCACCGAGGGGAUGAAGACCACCAGCAGCGUGUACCACUUUGCAAAACAAAAUAAUAUGCCAUCUUUUGUUUUUAUAAUGCCUGUAUUAAUGUAGAAAGAUGUAAAAGAAAUAAAUUAGGAAGUAUUUUGUUUUGUACUGCCA